Molecule: messenger RNA, 3239 nt
Organism: Salmo salar (Atlantic salmon)
Lineage: Eukaryota; Metazoa; Chordata; Actinopteri; Salmoniformes; Salmonidae
Source: RefSeq, a predicted model, not a curated record
AGUUCAGAGAUCUUCGUCAGGACAGAAUGGAGCCCACCUUGCUCUGUGUGUUACUCUUGCUGAAUACACACAUCAACUCUGGACACUCUGAAGAUGAUGAUGCUGGAGUGGCAAAGGCUGUUCUGACCAUACACCCCAACAGCUCCCAGAUAUUCAGUGGAGAGUCUGUCACUCUCAGAUGUGACAUACAGGGGGGAGGAGUCACUGACUGGGAGUACAGAUGGUUAACACCCAGUCCAGAUCAAUGUCCACAGAAAGAACAUGAAUGUAUUAUCAGUGUAGCUGAGUUUUCCCACAGUGGUGACUACAGUUGUCUGGGUUCACAUCAGCAGCAGGAUUCUAAAUGGAGUGAUGCAGUCAGACUGACAGUGACACCUCUGCCCAAAGCUACACUGACUGUAGAACCAAACCCUGUGUUCCCUGGAGAGACAGUUACUCUGACGUGUUCAGUAGGGUCUGACAGUAUCCGGAACUAUCAGUGGUACAAAGACAGGAAUGAUAAUGUAGUAUCCCAGUCUGUCAGACACACUAUAACAGGAGACACCCUCACCAUCAGUAGAGCUGCUGAGUCUGACCAGGGUCUCUACUGGUGUCAGGGAGAGAUCCAGUCCAGAUCCAUAUCAUCAAUCAUCAGUGAUCAUGUCACUAUCACUGUGAAUGCUCUGCCUUCGGCCUCACUGAAGAUAGUCACUCCACAGGGUCUCCUCUACCCUGGAGAGACAGUCACUCUGCAGUGUGACAUAUCAGAGUACACAGACUGGACGUACCGCUGGUUCAGAUACAAAAAAGAGCUUCCCAUUCAGACCAGAAAAACCAUCACCAUCUCUCUCCCUGACCAGGCUGGUCAGUACAGGUGUGUUGGGAGGAGGAGAGGUCGGCCCCAGAAGUCAUAUUACAGCUCAGCUCUCCCCAUCAUCAUCACUGCUCUGCCUGAAACUACAGUGACCGUAAAUCCAAACCCUGUGUACACCGGAGAAACAGUCACUCUGACGUGUUCAGCUGGGUCUUACAGUGACUGGAGCUAUAAAUGGUACAAAGACAACAGUGAGAUUAGCUUGUCCCAGUAUAAAUACCUUAAUACUAGAUCCACCAUCAGUAGAGUUACUGAGUCUGACCAGGGUCUCUACUGGUGUCAGGGAGAGAGAAGAUCCAGACCCACAUCUUCAUCCAUCAGUGAUGCUGUUACUGUUACUGUGAAUACUGGUGAUGUGAUCCUGGAGAGUCCUGUCCAUCCCGUGACUGAAGGAGACUCUGUGACUCUGACCUGUUGUCACAUUUGUUGGAAUAAUCGGACCAAGGCGCAGCAUGGAGUACUCAUCAAGAAUGAGACCACAGGAGAGAUGACCAUCCCUACAGUAUCCAAGUCAGAUGAAGGAUUCUAUAAGUGUAAAUCUGGUCAAGGAGAAUCACCAGAGACCUGGGUGACAGUGAGAGUCCCUCCAGGUUCCGUUGUCUCCAUCUCUCUGACCAGGCUGCUGUGUUUUCUACUGGUGAUGUCUCCAUUUCUACUGGUGUCCAUCGUGCUGACGGUGAAAUGCUGCAGGGCUCGAGGUUUGUGUUCAACAGUCACAUCUCCUCAAGACCAGAUACCAUGUGAUGAUGUCAUUGAACAGAACGAAUCAUCAGUGUGAUCAUUACAGUAUGAACUGUAAGCUGAACAACCACUUUUAUGAUUGUUAAGGUUUUACCGUUGAUAUAUGAUAGUGUUUACUGAGUUUAAUAUCACUGAAUGGAAUUUCACAAAUGCUGAAUAUUAUGAGUUUCUAAGUUGAGGUUCUCAGCUUUUGCUGGCUUGUAUGCUUUCCUUUGUAUUGUUGAUGUUGAUUUUCAUGAAAUAUUACACUUACCUGUCUUUAUUUCAGUUUGUUAAUAAAACAAGAGUGUAGUGCCUGUUUUUGUUUAAAAGUAGCAUUUUUUGUGUGUUGUAUUUUACAUAAUGUCAUGCUUUUACAUGCGGGUGGGAAUAGAGUAUAUAGUAUUUGAAACUUCUCAGUUUUUAAUUUGAAUUGAAAAUACUAAAUAUGUGUUUAUUCUUGAUUGGCCGACCUACUCUAACAGUUGAGUUGGAACACGUAGCUAUAGUUUGUUAUUAAAAAUGUAUAUUUACAUAAUGCAGCUUUAAUGCUUAUUUUUAUAUUAAAGGAAGACUCAGCGAAAUGACGUUGCCACAAGUAGCAUCGCAGAUAUUGAAAGUACUGUACCUGCGCAUAUGCACGGGUUCACUUCACGCUGUUCAGUGUCGUAGCCACAGGAUCUAAACAGCAGAGAAGUUGAGCCUCAAGCUUCAACACUCUUACUUGUUGUGGAAAUUUAACCACUAUUUUUUUUUUCUGCAUCUGUCAUAUCACUGAGUCUACCUUUAAAAUUAACUUACUUAUAUUUAUUUUGAAAUACUGUCUACUAAAUAUAUUGUAAAAAAAAUCAUGUUUUACAGCAGAUAUACAUUUUUAACAUGUAAGUGCUGUAAAAUAAUUUCAGUAGUUGUUAAAGGAGCCAGAUGAAUGUUCCACUGUGGAACUUAAAAUGGAGAAGAUGUGAUGUAUUUUGUAUUCAUUCUCAUAUAUCUAAUAAUAAGUGGUGAUUUCCCACAUCAUUGUAUUGCUUUGAAAUAACUUGAUUUAAGGACAUAUUCAUUUUACUCUCUGUAUUUCUGAGUUGAAACAAUGCAUUUACAUCUUAAACAUUUCUAUACAUUUAUUAUUAUGUAAAGCAACACUUUCUAACUAAAUCUCUAUGCACCAUAGUGCUGUCAGUCUUCUGUAAACCACAUUCAGAUUGACUUGUACUGAUAUGAACCCAUACAGAAGUGUUCCAUGUCUGUACUAUUAUGAUGAGAUAGAGAGAGGAAGGAAUAAGAGGGCAGACCCAGUAGACUGAGGGCUUAUGCUGUUGCUAUGUGACCAAUGACCAUAUUAGUUUCUAUAUUGUGAUCCACUAGAAUGUGGAGUAGUUACAGGCCUGUCCCUGAAGGGGGAGAUAAGAAACCCCAGAUGUUUACCUGGCUAUACCCACUAAAGGAGAAGUCUGACUGCUUUUCCCCUGUAACCUUUCUCUCUCUAUUUAUGUUCGCGUCUUCACAUAUUGUACGUGUGUCACACACUCUACACUCUACACUUUCAUAUAUUUAGAGGUAAAUUGUUGAAAAAAAUGGGAAAAUGCUAAAAUGUUUGGAUUCAUGUAUUCAGCACAACAAUGCAAAUAUGUGAAUAAAAAUUAAACUUAACACUUUAUCCUGGAAA